Mauremys mutica (yellowpond turtle) is the source of this 1936-nucleotide messenger RNA. Its product is annotated as potassium voltage-gated channel subfamily A member 1. Gene Ontology annotation, molecular function: delayed rectifier potassium channel activity; protein binding. The transcript has a single exon. The coding region runs from base 455 to 1936 and encodes 493 amino acids. Gene Ontology annotation, biological process: potassium ion transmembrane transport; protein homooligomerization. The record is from RefSeq and is a predicted model, not a curated record. Gene Ontology annotation, cellular component: neuronal cell body; paranode region of axon; dendrite. NCBI's taxonomy places the organism in Eukaryota, Metazoa, Chordata, Testudines, Geoemydidae.
CAGCAGGACCGUGUUAAAGGCAAAAGGAACUGGCUGGGGAGGGGAGCCCAGCCUGGGGUGUGUGAUUGACACCCCCCAAACCCUUCUACCUUGGGACACACACAGGGGACCCCUCAUGCCUCCCUCCCCUCUCCUCUUUCCCCUCUGAGGUUCUCCACCCCUUAUCCCUCCCUUUCCUGAUUCUCUCCAUCCCAGGCCCCUUUUCCCUCAUCUAUUUCUCCUUCACCUUUCUGGGGUUUUCCAUCCCUGAUCCUCAUCCUCUGUCUCUCCUCCCCUCACUUAAAGCUCUUCUGGAUCCACCAUCCCUCCUUACACCCUCUAAGGCUUUGCAUCCCAGACCCCCCAUCCUUCUCCCCUGAGGCUCUCCCCUCUUGGGACUCUCCAUUUCAGACUCCUCUCACCCACCCAAGGUGUCCCUCUAUAUCCCUGAGACUCCCCCACCCCCUGUGCCACCAUGACUGUGAUGGCUGGAGAGAACAUGGAUGAGACCUCUGUCCUGCCAGGCCACCCGCAGGAUAGCUACCAGCCAGACGCCCAUGAUGACCAUGAGUGCUGCGAGCGGGUGGUGAUCAACAUCGCCGGGCUGCGCUUUGAGACCCAGCUGAAGACCCUAGCCCAGUUCCCCAACACGCUGCUGGGGAACCCCAAAAAGCGCAUGCGGUAUUUUGACCCAUUGCGCAAUGAGUAUUUCUUUGACCGGAACCGGCCCAGCUUCGAUGCCAUCCUCUAUUACUACCAGUCUGGAGGCAGGCUCCGCAGGCCAGUCAAUGUGCCUCUGGACAUGUUCUCUGAGGAGAUAAAAUUUUAUGAGCUAGGUGAGGAGGCCAUGGAGAAAUUCCGGGAGGAUGAAGGGUACAUCAAGGAGGAGGAGAGGCCCUUGCCCGAGAAGGAAUACCAGCGCCAGGUGUGGCUCCUGUUUGAGUACCCAGAGAGCUCCGGGCCAGCCAGGGUCAUUGCAAUAAUCUCAGUCAUGGUGAUCCUCAUCUCCAUAGUCAUCUUCUGCCUAGAAACUUUGCCGGAUCUGAAGGAGGACAAGGACUUUACAGGGACUCUGCACCGCAUUGACAACUCCACCGUGAUCUACAAGUCCAGCAUUUUUACCGACCCUUUCUUCAUCGUGGAAACCCUUUGCAUCAUCUGGUUUUCCUUUGAGCUGGUGGUGCGCUUCUUCGCCUGUCCCAGCAAGCCCGAGUUUUUCAAGAAUAUCAUGAAUUUCAUUGACAUAGUGGCCAUCAUCCCCUACUUCAUCACCUUAGGAACUGAGAUGGCUGAGCAGGAAGGUACCCAAAAGGGGGAGCAGGCCACCUCUCUGGCUAUCCUGAGAGUCAUCAGACUGGUAAGAGUCUUUAGAAUCUUCAAACUCUCCAGACAUUCUAAGGGCCUCCAGAUUUUGGGACAAACCCUCAAAGCAAGCAUGAGAGAGUUAGGUUUACUAAUCUUCUUUCUUUUCAUUGGGGUGAUCUUGUUCUCCAGCGCGGUGUAUUUUGCUGAAGCUGAAGAACCUGUGACUUAUUUCACAAGCAUCCCUGAUGCUUUCUGGUGGGCUGUGGUAACCAUGACCACUGUGGGAUAUGGUGACAUGUACCCUGUGACAAUUGGAGGCAAAAUUGUAGGCUCCUUGUGUGCCAUCGCUGGCGUGCUGACAAUUGCCCUGCCUGUACCUGUCAUCGUGUCCAACUUCAACUACUUCUACCACCGAGAAACAGAAGGGGAAGAACAGGCUCAGUUACUCCAUGUUAGCUCCCCCAAUUUAGCAUCUCACAGUGAUCUGAGUCGCCGUAGCUCCUCCACAAUCAGCAAAUCUGAGUACAUGGAAAUCGAAGAGGAUAUGAAUAAUAGCAUAGACAAUUUUAGAGAGGCUAAUCUCAGAACUGGCAACUGCACCAUAGCCAAUCAAAACUGUGUUAAUAAAAACAAACUGCUGACUGAUGUGUAA